AUGCGGCCGAUCCAUCGUAUACCCUCCUCUAUCCGUGUUCGCAGGACCGAGUCCGAGACAAACCGCAACAACCUCUACUCCUCCGUCGACGCCUACAACAGACGCUCUCCACAGCCCCCCGCCACCGCCUCAGAGCAGCCAAGCAACCGCACUCCAUCUCAACCUGACCAGCCAUCCACCGACUACUUCACGCUUCCUGCAACGCACAGAGGCUCCUCGUCAACCCCAGGUGGUGAACCAGCCACAAGUCUUCUUGAACGUACCACACCCAACAGAGAGCAGCCUGUAAAGGCAGAUGGCGCAGACAUCGAAGCCAAUGCCCAAGAUGACAAUGAGGAUCUGGACGACAAUGAGGAUCUGGACGACAAUGAGGAUCUGGACGGUAAUGAGGAUCCGGACGACGAUGAGAUGCUUCGUCUCGAGAUGCAAGCAGCAAGGCGUGCAAUUCACGACGAAGAGCAACGCGAAAAGCGUCGACGACGUGGACUGCCCAGCCGCAGUGCCAAUCCACCUGGCGACUAUCCACCCAUCCGACUCAGCGACGAGUCCUUGCAUCCGCAGAUCCCUUCCAGAGGCGCAAGUCGUAGACCGGGUGCUGUCGAAGGCCUUGCUAUGCGUCACCACCGACUCCACAAAGAAGAACGCCGGCAAAAGCGCAGGGAACAACGCAGUUCCGUGUCGACAUCAUCUUCAUCCUCAAGCUCAAGUCCUGCGCCACAGACUGCUUCGGAUGACAGCACAGCACAAGGAAGAAGCGAAAACGCACCGAUACAUCCACCACAUAACCGCAACCUUUCUGACGUGCAAGAGGAACAGUUCAGUCGUACCAGCACCUCACAAUUCUCGCAGUCCCGCCAAGCUGAUCAGUCCACUCAGCCAGAUUCCUCCAACCAACCAGAAGAGCAGAAUAGUCAGAGACAGAACCGUGCACGCCGUAACACUGUCGCAGACGAAGGCUUCUUGGCUCAAUCUCGCAGGCUGUAUGACACUUUGACACGGCGUCGAUCCGACAACAAUGUCACCAACGUCGAUCCGAAGCAACAAGCCAAGUUGAUGCGCUCCUCACGUGACAGUGAUGACAACAACAACAAUGGCCGCAACAGCUUUGAUGACAACCUCUACACAUCCGAGUCAUCGGAAAGCAGUGAUAUGCACGAGGACGAGGUGGUCGACUACCUUGACGUUGUGGAUCCUGAGGUCGCCACAGUAACCGCUCUACAAAAUGUCGGCAACUCGAUCUUCUUCCCUCCUAUCCCAAUGCUUUAUAACCGCAGACCCACAAUCAGCCUUCCGUCUGCCGUUGCAAAUCGACAGGUUGCUGCCAAUAACAGGAACACGCCACAAUACGAGCCCCAACGCGAGGACAUCGAGAUGGGUCUCAGGCCGAGUGCGGGACAGGGCUCAGUGCAGCAAUCCACCGAUGACGACGGUGUCAAGCGUCAGGCCUUUGGCAACAUCCGCCGGGUUGCUUCCCUUGUUCCCGGUCGAAAGAAGAAGCAGGUCCCACCCACCACCGAAGAAGAACGUCGCAAACACAUCAAAGAGUGGGCUGAGAUGGACGAAGAAGAGCGCAACCAACUCGACGACCACGUUCACCAGCUGCUCACUAAGAGGGCAAAGUUCAAGCGCGCUGCUCGAGGUUUCUGGCGAUACGUCAAGACACCGCACGGUUUCAUCAUCACCACUUAUGCCUUCCUCAUCACUUUCUGGGGUACAGCCAUUUGCCUGUUUUUGCUCAGAUGGAUCGAUGUCGGCAACCCUGCGAGGCAACGAUACUGGAUCGAGAUCUGCGAUCAGAUCUUGUGCGCGCUCUUCGCAGCGGUUGGAUUGGGCUUUGCGCCGUUCCGAGCCGUGGACACGUAUCGCAUGGUUCAGAUUGCGCACUACCACUUUUUGACGUACAAGCGAAGGCGAGAGCUUGACCUUCCCGAGCUCAAAGAUAAGAACGAGUUACCUCGUGCUACGCCUCGUCUCAACAUGUCGCAGAUGACCAACACUAUGAUGGUCUUGACUGGGCUCAGGAAGGGACCGGCUCAAGUGACAGAGAGUGGUAAGGCUCCCGAUGCUGAAGGUGCUGCCGUUUCUGAUGACAGCAACAAUGUCAGUGCUAGCGAGCCCGGACCGCGACAAGGUGGAAGUGCUGAUUCGUCUUGGGACUUUCUCGAUGCGACUCAGUCCAGGUCGAGUGCAAACAAGGUUGAGGAUCUCAAAGAAAAGUGUGAAAGGCGACACGAGCAUCGGUUCUUCCAUCGGCAGAAGCAUCACUCCCACGAGAAGAACGAUGCCGAUAAGGCGGACAAAGAAAAGCAGACGACAGAAGAAAGCGGCAGCCCAGCUGCCUCAGCAUCACCCGAAGCGAAAUCCAGUAAGACUGCACACAAGACCUACCCCAACAAAGACGGCAUCAUCCCCCUCGGUCAGCUCAAACGCAACCCCUCCAUCGCAUCCGAACUCCCCCGUGACGCAGAAGACAUCGUCGUUCUCAGUCCGAAACAACAAGCCAAUCUCGAAUAUCAACAACGCAAAUUCCACGAAUCUCACACUUUCUACCGCUAUCGCGAGACUGUCACCCAUCGACCAUUUGAGCUUUCGCUCAUGAUGGCAAUCGUCAUUCUGCUCGAUUGUCAUUCUUGCUUGCAAGCUUCGUUGGGAGGUACAACUUGGGGUAUUUACUAUAAGAAUCGACCCACAUCGGUGACGGCUACGAUCAUUACGUUUUCGUUGAGCUGCAAUGCUGUAGCUGGUAUCUUGAUCUGGUGGGGUGGAAGUAGGACCAAGAAGAAAGAAGAAGUGGAGAGGUUGUUAAGGAUUGCGUUGGAAGAGGAGGCUUUGAGAAAGAUGAGGAAAAGACAGAGGAAGUUGAGAGAAGAAGAGAGACAAGCGGAGAGAGAGUGGGCGGAGCAAGGGAGAUUGUUGCAUCCAAACACUGCGAUUGGUGUUGUUGGUGGAGGGAAGGAGGCGCAGAAUGCAGCGGUGGGUGAUGGAACUGCUGUGCCUAACGCUUCUGUUCAACAGACUUCUGCUUUGAAGUGCAUUCAGGAACAUUGA
This is a messenger RNA of Ustilago hordei, 3048 nucleotides long. RefSeq lists its product as uncharacterized. NCBI's taxonomy places the organism in Eukaryota, Fungi, Basidiomycota, Ustilaginomycetes, Ustilaginales, Ustilaginaceae. The record is from RefSeq and is a predicted model, not a curated record. Bases 1 to 3048 code for a protein of 1015 amino acids. The transcript has a single exon.